Trichoderma citrinoviride is the source of this 654-nucleotide messenger RNA. RefSeq lists its product as hypothetical. The record is from RefSeq and is a predicted model, not a curated record. The transcript has a single exon. The coding region runs from base 1 to 654 and encodes 217 amino acids. Lineage: Eukaryota; Fungi; Ascomycota; Sordariomycetes; Hypocreales; Hypocreaceae. Gene Ontology annotation, molecular function: carbon-sulfur lyase activity.
AUGAGCCACCAACCGGACCAAGACUCCAAGCCUCAACGUCUACCCUACAAAGGCUCGUGCCAUUGCGGAGCGAUUCGAUACGUCGUCUUCCUGACAGUCCCUCCUCCAUCCUAUCUCAACAAGGGACCGCCUCCGCGUCGAGGUGUCCAACGCAUCUACAGAUGCAAUUGCACAAUUUGUCACAAAAUAGGGACCCUUCAUCUCCGACCAACGUCUGAAUUCGACGACUUCUUCCUGUUAUCGCCACUUGAUCCUCUGGAGAGUCUGGGCGACUACAUGUGCAACGCCAAGACAGCGCACUACCUGUUUUGCAAGACAUGCGGAAUACGAUGCUUCACCUUUGGCGGCGAGGGAGAGAUUGUCGACGUUACUUUGCCAGAGGUGCUUGCGUUGGCUGAUGGUGCAUCGGGGUCUGGGCAAGAUGGCGUCUCUGUCAAGGCAUGGAGGCCUAAAAAGGUUGAGCAGAGUGAUGAAGGAUCUCAUGAGAACUCGUAUCUCAGUGUCAAUGGACAAACUAUUGAGCCGGGUCAGGAGGGUUUUGACCUGAGGGAAUGGGCGGAGAGAAAGGCGAUUAUGUACCUGGACUAUCUCGCCGAUGAGAAGGACAGAUUGGACGAGCGCUGCGAGAGGCCUCAUUUCGGAGGUGCCUAUUAA